CUCGCUCUCGGCUCUCUCUCUCUCUCUCCGGAUGACAAAGGACAACUUGCAGAGUUGGACUCGCUGCUGUCUCCAUAAGGACGGACCUGCUGAUGCAGACGAGCGUUAACAGGAGAACAAGAGUCGCGCAAGACCGUGAUCCUAUUUACACUUUACUACAACCUCACCGCAAAGUCAGAAAAGAGGAUUCCUGCGGCUCUCACAUUCACUCACCCGAAGUGUCCCUUACCUUCCCCGGCUCACGGCUCUGCUGGGAGAUCGAAGGGAAACCACUUGACAGACUUGAAGAGCUUUGCCUGAGGCCAAACAGAGCUCAUAUAUAAAGCUGGGUGAAGGACGUUAACACACCGAGAAGUGGAAGCUGUGGCUGCAUCAACCAUGGAGGUCUACACCAGUACUUCGAGGAAACUUACUUUGCUCUCAUUCACCUUCCUGUGGGGGCUCUCAGGGAUAUGGGCCCAGAUCCAGAUGCCCCAAUCCAGUAUGGAUGCGAUCAAGGGUCAGAUGGUGGUGCUGAGGGCCUCGUACAUCACAGAGCCAGGCAGUGACCUGAGCACCAACACCAUCCUCUGGAAUUUUUUCUCUAACAACAGCCAGCUGAUCAUCUCCUACACCAAAGGCUCCAUGAGUGUAGGCAGCGCCCAGUUUAAGGGCCGUGUUGGUUUCUUCACUAGCAUGCCCUCACGGGACGUGUCGUUGUACAUCAACAACACCCAGGAGUCUGACUCAGGACUCUACUUUUGCCAGGUCAUCAGGCCUGAUAAUCCUGGCCUCACUGCUCAGCUCACCCUGGACGUGAAGGUCCCUCCUGCUGUUCCUAAGUGCUCUGUGUCAGGGAAGGCAGUGCUGAAGGGAAAUGUGACUCUGAGCUGCACAUCCAGCUCUGGGAAGCCCAUUCCUCUGUACAGGUGGAAGAAAACCAGCCCCACCUCGGAGGUCUUCUUCUCACCUAUGCUCAAUGAGAAGACUGGCACUCUGAAGCUGAGCAACCUGAGCAGCAACAUGUCAGGGAAGUACGUGUGCACAGCCAGCAACUCAGCUGGGUCAGAGAGCUGCGUCAUCAACCUGGAUAUCGUCUCCUCCACUAAAGUGGGGAUGAUUGUUGGAGCCGUUGUGGGCUCAUUGCUCGCCUGCGCCUUCCUUGUCCUCCUCCUCAUCUGCCUCUUUUACCAGUUUAAGAGGCGGAGAGACAAUGAGGACGACAUGGCCAACGAAAUCAAGGAGGACGCUCAGGCUCCCAAGCGUGUGUCCUGGGCUAAAAGCGGCAUGGGUUCAGACAUCAUCUCCAAGAACGGCACCCUGUCCUCCAUCGCUUCUAGCCCACACCAUAAAGAGCCCUCGCACCACCACAACAACAACCACCACCACCUGCAGCAGUACCCCCAGCGCCCCCCUUCGGACACUGCCUCCAUAAUUACCGCCACUGGCAGCAUGGCCGGCUACCGCCCGUCCCGCCACCACGGAGCCUCCACUCCCACCCACUACAGCUACAACAACGAUACCACCCUGCCACGAGGACAGACCAUCUCCUCUGAGGCCAGCACCAACGGGAGUUCCCUGCCCAGACCAGAGCGUUACACCCAGCUGCCCCAGGCUCAGGUGCUGCCGCAGACCUACAGCCAGCCUCAGCUGCAGCUCCAGGCUGCUCCCUCCCCGCCACCGCUGCCCACCUCCACAGUCACAGCCUCCAACAUCACCCGCAUGGGAGGUGUGCCCAUAAUGGUGCCUGCACAGAACCAGGCCGGGUCUCUGGUCUAAUGCUGGCAAAACAGUGCUGUCUACCGAAACAGUGGAAUACUGUCCCUUCACACUCUUAGGAAGGGUCAGCUGCUGAUUUUUUUUAAAGGGAACGCUUUAACUUCUAUUUAGCAAAAAAUUACAGUAGAUGAAAAGGUCAGAUUCACUUAGUGACGCUUGCUUGCGCCGAGAAGAUUUCAUGGCAAGACUUUCAGACACAGACUGUUACUUGCAUUAAGUAUACUCAAAUCUUUUAUACUCUGUAAGCACUGUAUACAUUGCAAACUAUGUACUGAUAUGAUUUUCAUACAUUCUUGUCCAGUAUGCUCUUUUCUACAUUAUCAAUGCAUUUUUAAUAUUGUACUUUAUUUGUUGUAUUUUAUUAUUUUCAAAGUAGCUUUUUAAUGUCGUAUCAUAUAUAUAUAUAUAUAUAUAUAUAUAUUUUCCCUCCAGCCACACUAAUUCCUCAAAGUGAACAGCAAAUGGAUCAUCAGUGGGGGCUGUCAUGUGUGUGCAGGAGUCAUAGACGACCAUACAGAUGGAAUAAGAAGAGGGUUAUGCAGGUCAGCUGUACUUCCAUCAUCUUUACUUAAAAAAUACCAAAAAAACGGUUUUAUCUAGACCAAAAUAGGUUUAAGCACAAUAUAUCAGUACUGUUCAGAGGAGCUCAAAGUGAAGUUAGUGAGAACUGGGUGUAAUAUAUACAGAUCUAUGUAUUAAUGAGCAUAUUUCUGUAGUGUUCUUGUGGAAAGACAGAUAAAACAACAUUAUACAUGUGAUUAAGUUUGGCAUUGCAAAGUAUCCUAAUCCUUUUUUUGGCUUUACUUCUGUUGGUGGUUCAGUUUUUUAAAUGCUCUCAGAUUCAAUUCUUUAAACACAGAUUAGCAAAAGCUUCUUAUAAUACUGAGCACUAUUUGCAACUGCAGUGUGGUGACUUUGCUAAAACAUCGUCGACACUUUAACAGUAAUCAUUUAAAGUUGGCUACAGAAUUGAAGUUGUAAAUAUGAUAUUUAUUUUCUGAUAAAUGUGCGACAUACAUAUUGUUGGCCACAGUCUGUAUGGAACAUAUAAUACGGGUUAUAUGUUUUCCUUCAACACUGGAUACUGAACCAAAGAAACAAUAUGUAAGGCUUCAUUAUUUCAACCUGUUCUCUUUAUAUGUUUAUUCUUUAUAUGUUUAUUUGCUUAUUUAAAUCAACAUGACACUGAAGCAUUUUUUUGUCCUGCUGAAAGCUUUUUUAAACAAACUUUCUUUCACAUUUGCUUGACAUUGUCACAUUAUGGUAACAGGAAGCUGAUAUCAUUUCUCAAAUUUCUCAAAAUCAAAAACAUUGUAAAUUUGUUUUUAUAACCCUUUUUCAAUGUACAAACACUAACACCUGUUAGCAUCUGGCUUUUCUAUGUAAUUGGAAAGGUUACAAAUAGAAUUCUCAUCUGGGUAGUCACAGGUAUUUAUCAGCUCCAGCUCUGAUCUGCAUUGAUAUAAACACAACACCGGGGUGAACGCGCUAAUUUUAGCCCUUUUACCGGUGAGUCUGCACCCAAGCAGCGCUCAAACAUCAUUCCAAAUUAGUCUGCACCCAGUUUGAAAGAUAGACUGAGUAAGUUAGAUAUAUACAAAAAGAAGUAACCACUGUAACAGCUGAUUUCUACUGUUUUCUAACCUUCUCUGGCCUGUCAAAUGAGACACACCAGUGGAAGAAAAAAACAGAAAGGCAUACUUGCCUGCUGCAGAGCUGUGUACACAGCUUUGGUCUGCUGGCAGUGGAAAAGGAGUCUAUAUCCUAUUUUUAGUGGGUUUACCCGUGUUUAAAAACCCACAUACACAAUCUAAUUUUGGCUGAAAACGGGUAUAAGACUUUAGCAGGUGCCCUGUUUGUGCUUUGCUAUCAUUUCCUGGUAGAGAAGAUUGAGAAGAUAAAGUGUUUCUCCUUAAAGUUAGGGGAGUUAUUUAGGACAUUUAAAGCAACCCACAUACUGUGUUAAAUACUGCACUGAAUUUUGGCUUAGAGUUGCCUGGGUCCAGACCUGCACUGAAUUACCGGUUUAAUCUGGAAAAACGAAUUAUGAGCGCUGCAGAGGGACUAGCAAUUAGCCAAUCAGACUGACACUGCUGUCAGGUUGUCGUCAAGUGGUGCACAAGAACCAAUGAGGAGUAUUAACAGCAGCGGCGAGUCCUAUACACAAGAUAGAUGCAGGCUGUUCUCAACCAUCAUGUCUUAUUAAGAUCACCUGACAACGUUGUUUGUUUUACUUCGCUGCGCUCCACUCUAUAAACCCCAGCAAAACAAGUAUGUUUGCAUGGCUACACAUUGGUGUGGACUUAAAUAAUGUUAGAUUCGGGUGGACACUGUGUUUUAGUGAUUGAUUAGGGAAAAUGGAAUCCCCGUCCACCACAAAAAUCAGCUAGAGAGGACGCAGUGUCAGACUAAAGAUAAAAACCAAGUGUUACUGUCUGAUAUCAGGCAAACCUCAAAGGCUCGGUUCUGUGCAUAUUUUGAAUAAAACACAAUUCAUGUAUUAUGCUCCUGUUAUUUUUGUUCAGUCAGUAAUUAUGAUUAAGAAGAUUAAGAUUAAGGGGUAUAGGAAAACUUAUUCCUAAAAAUGUACAGUAGACCUAUAUCUCAGCACUUCAUUUCUAUCAAGAAAACUAAACAAAAUUAUUUUCAAAGUUUAGAUUAUUAUUCAAGAUAUAAACUUAAAAAAACCUGACAGAAUAAGAGCACAGUGAAAACCUGAACAGAGGCUCUAUUCACAGAGCCCUCCCUGUCUGCUAAACAGCCCUCUCCUGCAGUCAAAACAAUCAUAGAGCUAACAGAACAAUGGCCAAGUGUCAGGGGGAAGAAAACACUGAAUUUGUCAGUCAAAAAGAGGCCUUGUAAGUGUAACUGAUAAACAUAAUACAGACAGAGAAUCUUAUAAUAAAGUUCCUAAAAUAUCAAGAAAACUCGUCUGUGCAAAAUUCGCAUGAAAUGAUCUGCUAAGAACACCCUUACCACCUGUUUCCUUCCUUCAGUUAUUGCGUUUACUGUUUGGGUUAUUGUACAUUUUCUAGGUUGUUCUGUACUGUUAUUGUUAUGCAAUGAAUAUAAUAUGAAAUAUCCAUAAAAUAUGUUACUUAAUCAGAGAUGGUCAGUUAAUGGAAUGAUAGAGAAGGGGUCCCUUAAGGAAAAAGGUUGGGGACCACUGCAGCAGAUGACACGGAGGACCAAUUCUCUGAAAACUGCUCCACUGAGUGAUUAUUGAAAUUCUGACAUUGUUAAAAAAUAAAUAAAUAAAUAAAAAUGACAUUUAAAACAUAAUAUUGCAAAGUCAGAAUGUAUUGAAAUGGCUAAAUGGAUCAGGAACGUAACAUAAACUUUGGUAUCAAAUCAAUUUUUAACAAGCACUGACAUCUAAUUGUGGCUUGUGUCUUUCUUUCUCUGGCCACUAUCAAGUCACACAUUAUUAGGAUUUUGGGGAAAAAAAGGAAAAACAGAUAAAUGUAUAAUGAUCAUAAUAUCUAUUGUGCUGUAUUGUCUUUACACUGGAGCAAUGAUUGUGCACAGGAUGUUAGAACAUUCCCAAAUGAAUCAUUUGAAACAUGAGAGCAUGCUUUACAGAGCAUUUCCGAAAAUUGACAUCUCUUGGACACAAACUUGACAGGACAGUGGGAGUUGAAUGUUUGAUAGUUUUGCUGAGGUUUGUAUUGUUUUUAGAAUAUUAAAGCAAAAUGAAAAGAGUUGAUGAGGGAAUGGGGAAGUGAUGAGCAAAUCAUUUUGAUGAGUAGGACUUAGUCUUUACAGCUACAGUGAUACUUUUGAACUUGUGAAUGGGUCAUUGAAAAAGUGUACAUUGUGAACAUUAAAAUGUAUUCAAGACAAGCCUUUAUUUUUAUACAGUGAUGUAUAAGAGCACACAAGCAGAGUUUAUAAAUAGUAAAUGUCAGUGAUGGAUUGUAUAACUGCUGUGGACAAACUGGUGGAAAAACCUGUGCUCAUGUCUACAGUAGGUCCAAACUAUGGACAUGGAUUUGCAGUGUGCACUUGUAUCCUCCAUAUUUAUGUUCAUGGAAAAUGCUUUGUAUGAAAUUUUCAAUUAAAGAAGAAAUGAUCAGC
This is a messenger RNA of Epinephelus fuscoguttatus (brown-marbled grouper), 5835 nucleotides long. RefSeq names its product endothelial cell adhesion molecule a (gene esama). The record is from RefSeq and is a predicted model, not a curated record. Gene Ontology annotation, cellular component: plasma membrane; adherens junction. Lineage: Eukaryota; Metazoa; Chordata; Actinopteri; Perciformes; Serranidae. Gene Ontology annotation, biological process: homophilic cell-cell adhesion. Gene Ontology annotation, molecular function: cell-cell adhesion mediator activity. The transcript is spliced from 7 exons. The coding region runs from base 379 to 1758 and encodes 459 amino acids.